Acanthopagrus latus (yellowfin seabream) is the source of this 2006-nucleotide messenger RNA. RefSeq names its product myozenin 1a (gene myoz1a). Gene Ontology annotation, cellular component: Z disc; actin cytoskeleton. The record is from RefSeq and is a predicted model, not a curated record. Gene Ontology annotation, molecular function: telethonin binding; actin binding; FATZ binding. The coding region runs from base 238 to 1188 and encodes 316 amino acids. The transcript is spliced from 6 exons. Lineage: Eukaryota; Metazoa; Chordata; Actinopteri; Spariformes; Sparidae.
CUCCCGUCUUGACACCAACACUGCUGCCACCCACAACCCCAACCCUCUGGAAGACCUGCCAUCUGAGAGAAGAGUGGGUUUUGCACUUAGCGGGACCUGGGUCCAGCCAUACGUAGGGUCAGAGGCACUGAGGGAUUUGUAAACUUGUGAUAGCCAGCAUUGAGCCUCGGGUCUCCUCUUCUCUGCUUGGUAUUUAUAGGUCUGUCUCUCCUCCAAGGAUUACAACAAAAACCCGCCAUGCCUCUGGGAAAACCUGCCCCCCAAAACAAGAGAAAAAAGCUUGCCAAGAUCAUAACUGACCUAUCACAUAUCACUCAGGAUGAGUAUGAGUCAGAGCCAGAGGCAUCUGAGUUCGACCUGGGAAAAAAGAUCAGGACUCCCAAAGACAUCAUGCUGGAGGAGCUUUCCCUGGCAAAGAACCGAGGCUCCAAGAUGUUCAGGAUGAGGCAGCAGAGAGUGGAGAAGUUUAUCUAUGAGAACAACCCAGACAUCUUCAGCAGUGAGUCUAUGGACAACCUCCAGAAGUUUGUUGGUGGUCAGAUGGGAGGUCAGAUGAUAAAUGUUGGAGGGCAUUUUCUUAGCAAAGAUUCUGGACAGCUGCAUUUUGUAGGAUUACAAACUGCAGGAGGGGUGCCUGUGCCUCCUCCAAAGCCUGGAAGCAAAGGUGCAGGAGCAGGAGGAGCAGGAGGAGCAGGAGGAGCAGGAGGAGCUGGAGGUGCAGGAGGAGCAGGAGGUGCAGGACUGGAUGGUGGCGACCAAGGGAAAGGUGGACAGGGAGAAGGAGCUAGAGGUAGAGGUGAUGCUGGUAGGAAGCACAUUAGUGCAGUGAAGACAUACGUGUCACCAUGGGAAAAAGCCAUGAAGGGUGAUGAAAAUCUGAUAGCCACUCUGAAAGCUGGGAUGCCCGGUCCCAUUCAGCAAAGGGAUUUGCCCAAGUGGAAAAGCUUCAACAGAUGUGCCAUGCCCUUCGGUGGAUUCGAGAAGGCCAACCAGUUCCUGAAAUUCCAGCUGCCAGAAGCUGAGUCGACCAAAGAGGAGCCUGAACCUCCAGUGGUGUACCAACACGACAUUGACUGCCGGCCUUCCUUCAACCGCACUCCCAUUGGCUGGGUGGGAAGCAGUGAGCCCAGCAGCAUUCAUAUGGAGACAGAUGCUGUGCCCUUCGAUGGAGAGACAGACGAGCUGUGAAAAAUAUUCAUACUGUGAUUACGCUCAAUGUGUGACAGACACAUACACACAUGCAAGCAUGAAUGCAUGCAUACAUACAAAUUAGUAUGCAAACACACCAUAGAUGUGUUUACAGUUAACUGUUGUGUUGAUGAAUUUGAAUCUCAAUGUGUGCCUAACUGAAAGCGUACAUGAAUCAUGGCCAUGUUCUUGUUUUGCUCUGUAUUUGGUUGUAAGGCAAAGAAGCAAGCUAUAGAUGUUAUGGGGAGAUGAAACAGCAAACGUAUAUCUGUUAAGUUCAUAAGUUGAGUCUAAACACUCCUUAAAUUUGUAUGAAAAGUUAGUGAGAAGUUGCAGGAAAGAAUGAAUCACGAAUGAAACCCAGAUUUGUAUUGUGUCACUGUUGUGUCUUGAUGUCAUCUUGUUACCAUAUCUGUUAUUUCCCAGUGCUUUUUUUUUGUUAAGAUUCUCUGAUCUUUUGUUGAGCUAUGAAAACUCCACAAACCUGCCUGCAUGCAGUCACCUGCUGAGCCACUGACCUACUGAACCACUCCACAAUAAACCCUUAAAAAUUGUAACAAUCCUCUUGAAGAGUGAUAAUUGUAAUGUUGGGGGGGGGGGGGGAAUUAUUUUGUGUGCGUAAAAAUCCUCACAAAAUGAAUUUCUUAUUUCCAAAUGUAUUUACAAUCCAACAUUUUGGUCAUCUUGUCAGCACAUGGAAAUAAACAAGAAAAAUGUUUCACUGUUACCACAAAGGAAAUGUAUACAUUUCAUGACUGAAUAGUUAUGAGCAAAAGCUUCAAUUACCUUAUUCUACAAUAAAGAAUAUCUAAACUGCA